AUGAACUGGCGAGACGGGAUUUGGUUAUGGGUCUUGUGCAAGCUUGGAGUGCAGGCUCCCCUGGCCGCGAGCCUGACGUACCCAGCAUCCCGGACCAAGAGGGCCCUAUCAACCACCGACGCGUCACAUCCGUGCCCCGGGUCCCUGAUCCCAGGGUCGGCUUGGCCCAAUGCCGGUCCCGCGGAGGCGCUAGUGCACCGGUCUCGUCGGCUGCACCGCCUGGCCGGUUACGAUGCCAACGUUGCGGUGGCACGCGUUGGCAAACCUACCAUUGCCGACACUACCGCGAUCCAAUAG
Molecule: messenger RNA, 297 nt
Organism: Aspergillus calidoustus
Lineage: Eukaryota; Fungi; Ascomycota; Eurotiomycetes; Eurotiales; Aspergillaceae
Source: the annotation of a GenBank genome assembly